This is a messenger RNA of Cuscuta campestris, 1010 nucleotides long. The record is from the annotation of a GenBank genome assembly. Lineage: Eukaryota; Viridiplantae; Streptophyta; Magnoliopsida; Solanales; Convolvulaceae.
GCCACACCUCCAAAGUUUCUUGCUUUUUAGCCUCAGGAUUUUAGCAGAUAAAGUUUUUUAUUUUUUGAAAUCGGCGGUUCCCUUCCAGCCACCAGCGCAACCUCUCGAAACCCAACGCCGGCGGAUGGCGGCGGCGAUGGCCGUUAGUUUCAGCUUAGUAGGAGCUUUCAAGGGGUUAUCCUUAGCUCCCAGCGCAUCUUCCUCUUUCCUCCGAGGUGGCGGCGACUUUGGCUCGGUCCACGUCGCCCGGCGUCCGUCAUCCGUCGCUUUUCCCUUGAAAUCUAAGGUCCCGUUGACAAUCAGAUCUGCGCACAAAAAAGGCGCCGGAAGUACGAAGAACGGCCGGGAUUCACCUGGACAGAGGCUCGGCGUCAAGAUUUUCGGUGAUCAAGCAGUAAAGUCCGGCGGUAUAAUUGUCCGCCAGAGAGGAACCAAGUUCCAUCCAGGGAAGAAUGUUGGACUCGGCAAGGAUCAUACAAUCUUUUCCUUGAUAGAUGGACUGGUCAAAUUCGAGAAGUUUGGCCCAGAUAGGAAAAAGAUUAGUGUGUACCCGCGCAUAGCGCAGCCCGAGAACCCGAACAGCUACAGAGUACGGAAGAGGGAGGCUUUCAGGUUACAAAGGGAGCGCCGAAAGGCACGGAUGGAAGGAAAAGAUAUCAUUAACAUUCCACCGCAAGUGGCGGCUCUUGCUCCAGCAGUUUAAAAACCUUUGGGACAAACAACCCAUCUACUACUGUUAAAAGAUUGUCUAGUAUUAAUGUACUUUUGUACCCAUUUGUUUCUGUUUGUAAAUGGUUUCUGUAAGAUCUACUGGAAACAUGGUCUUUCAUCUAUGAGCAAUGCUAAAACAACUUUAACUCGACAAUACUCGUACUCAUUUUGGUCUAUCUAAGUGCACUCGUGAGUCACUUUGAUCUCUUACACUUUGUAUGUUGUGUUGAGUUAAAUUCAACUAUGCAGCUAAAAAAUUUGAAUCAAGUUAGUCCAUCUAAUAAAGUUUAUUUUAACGG